Messenger RNA from Priapulus caudatus, 1746 nucleotides. RefSeq names its product solute carrier family 15 member 4-like. Gene Ontology annotation, molecular function: transmembrane transporter activity. Gene Ontology annotation, biological process: transmembrane transport; oligopeptide transport. The coding region runs from base 133 to 1746 and encodes 537 amino acids. Gene Ontology annotation, cellular component: membrane. The record is from RefSeq and is a predicted model, not a curated record. The transcript is spliced from 9 exons. Lineage: Eukaryota; Metazoa; Priapulida; Priapulimorpha; Priapulimorphida; Priapulidae.
UUCUGUACAUUCGUAAAUCAACAACAACUUACAAGUCGCGUUUUUUCGUGGAUAAACCAAACGCGCAGGAGGCAUGUCGCGCGCGAAAGAAAACGCUCGCAUCGACGUCAUCGCGCGUGACUAGAAAGAAUCAUGGCCGACAGAACAGAUCGGAUGGACGAGAGAGCUCCUCUGCUGAGCAACAGCGCCAGCGGCAGCAGCAGACGCCCAACUCGCAGGUCCACCACGCAGCGUCUGUGGGGCAGCAGCUACCACCAGGGAGCGCUGCUCGACCAGAGACCCGCGUGGAAGAAGAAGGUCGCCUGCGCAGCGAUCCUCAUCACCGAGAUCCUCGAGCGCGUCGCGUUCUACUCACUCGCAGGCAACCUCGUCCUCUUCCUCAACAAGCGUCCGCUCGAGUGGGUCUCGUACGACGCCUCCGUCGCCGUGCUCGUCUUUCUCGGCUCCUCGCACCUUGCCGCGCCGCUGUUUGGCUGGAUCGCCGACAGUUGCCUCGGACGCUUCUGGACGGUCUGCCUCAGCCUGAUGGUCUACAUAGUGGGUUACUCGUUCCUGCCGCUCGUCGCGUCUCCGCGAGUCGACGUCGCCCGCAUCUGCUCCUACGCCGCCUGGCGGACAAUCUUCUACCCGGGUAGUACGGCAGUCGCCGACGUCGACGACAGGGGAGCGGGCGAGGGCGGGCCGCACUGCGCGUGGCUGGUCUACUUUUCACUCGUCAUCGUGGCGCUCGGUUCAGGCGGCGUGAAAGCGAACAUAGCUCCGUUUGGUGCGGAUCAGGUGAUGAGUGAGGGACCGUCGGUGAUGCGAUCAUUCUUCAACUGGUUCUACUGGUGCGUCAACAUCGGCGCUCUCACCGCGCUCGGACCCAUAGUCUACAUACAGGUCGAGAUCGAAUAUUACGGCUUCUAUCUCGGAUCAGCGGCAGACGAAGAGAUAGAGACGUCCGUCGCCGCGGGGACCGAGCCUUCCUGUCUCGACCUGGCCAAGGUCCAGUAUGGGGGGAGCUUCGACGAGGGGGUCGUGGAAGAUGUCAAGUCCCUCGGCAGCAUCCUGUGCGUCUUCGUCGCCUUCAUUCCGUACUGGAUGCUGUACUUUCAGAUGGAGACGACAUAUCUCAUGCAGGGCCUGCACAUGCGACUGGAAAGCAGGGAUGCUGACGACGCUGCCGGGGGGAUGCCGCAUCCAGACGUGUUCCAGAUCCCGGCGGCGUGGCUCACACUGUUUGACGUCGUGCUUCUCAUCCUGCUCAUCCCGCUCUUCAGCCAGCUCAUCUAUCCCGCACUCGAUCGCAGGAAGAUGCACUGCCCCCUGCUGCUGCGCAUCGUCACCGGCAUGUUCUUUGCCGUGUUGUCGGUGUGUCUGGCCGGAGGAGUGGAGAUGUACAGACUGCAGGCUAUCUCUCAGAGCAACAAUACUAUUGUACAGGUUAUCGGCAACACCACCUACUAUGCGGCUGAUGUCUCCAUCUGGUGGCAGGUUCCACAGUACACGUUGAUCGGAGUCAGUGAGGUGUUUGCAACUGUUGCAGGUCUGGAGUUUGCCUACUCGGCGGCGCCACGGUCUAUGCAGAGUAUCAUCAUGGGCCUGUUCUGGAUGUUCACGGGGAUCGGCAGCCUUCUGGGAACGGGGUUCAUGGUGCUGCUGAUGGCGAUCGCUCCGACCUGGUUCCCAAACAAAGAUGCCGAGGCUGCCGAUCCCCAGCUGAAGCAUCGAGAACAGGCGCCCAUGAUGCAUACUCUGCAUUAG